CCCUGAAAUAGGCCAAAAUCCUUCACGUGCACACUACAGACUCUGGACUCCAAAGUAACACAGUGGUCUCACCUGCCCACAGAUUUACUCUCUCCUGGAAAUGUGGAGCAGUCGUAUGGCACUGCGUCGGCUCCAGCACAUCGCUGCUACUUCUUUAAAUAUCACCGGGGGUCUAACAAGCAACGUGCAGAGGAAGAUGUCAACCCUGCGACGGGUGUAUGUCACCCGACAGAUUCCACCCGAGGGCCUGAAGAGCCUCCGUGAAUCUGGACAGGUGCAGUUAGAGCUGUGGGACUCAGAUGAUGUUCCUGUACCCAGGAAAGAGCUCCUGCAGAAGGUUAAAGGUGUUGCCGGUCUGGUCUGCGUGCUGACAGAGAAGAUUGAUGCAGAGUUGUUGGACGCUGCAGGUCCAAACUUGAAGGUCCUCAGUACUAUGUCCGUGGGUUUUGACCAUCUUUCUUUGGAGGAACUGAAGAAAAGAGGAAUCCGUGUGGGUUAUACUCCUGAUGUUCUGACCGAUGCUGUGGCUGAGCUGACUGUGGCUCUGCUGCUCACUACAUCCAGGAGGCUCAUAGAGGCCGCACAUGAAGCCAAGACUGGUGGCUGGGGCACAUGGAGAACUCUGUGGCUCUGUGGACACGAGCUGGCCAACAGCACUGUGGGUAUCCUGGGCCUGGGGAGGAUUGGUGUGGCUAUUGCUGAGCGUCUUGCACCUUUCAAAGUGAAGAAGUUCAUCUACACAGAUGUGGCCCCCAGGCCUGAGCUGGCCAGUAUCAUUAAUGCAGAGUAUGUCUCUUUCAACGAGAUGGCAAAGCAGUCAGAUUUCCUGGCUGUGUGCUGUGCUUUAACACCAGAAACAAAGGAGAUCUGCAACAAAAACCUCUUCUCCAAGAUGAAAAACACCUCCAUCUUCAUCAACACAAGCAGAGGUGGUGUGGUGAACCAGGAAGACCUGUAUGAGGCUCUGUCCACUGGGCAGAUUGCAGGAGCUGGGUUAGACGUCACUGUUCCUGAGCCCCUGCCCACAAGCCACCCACUCUUUACCCUCAAGAACUGUGUGAUUCUCCCACAUAUUGCUAGCGCCUCUUACACCACCCGUAAUGCCAUGUCUGCCCUAGCAGCAAACAACCUCCUCCUCGGCCUGCGGGGUGAGACGAUGAUCAAAGAACUCAAACUGUAAGAAUGAACUGGUCCACUCUGGCUGAUUACUGGACCAUCAGUUCAACUUGUAAUUAUUCCUUAGAAGAUUAAAACAAAACCACUACUUUAAGUUUUUAAUGGUGUGCUUCCUUUGCUUACAUUUUAAUCCUUCAGUCAACUCAACAUGUACAAUAACAUUACAUCUUGUCUUAUUUUUGUAUAACUUCUGUGCCACUUUAGCUCAUAUUUUAUAAAAAUGUCAACAGC
Molecule: messenger RNA, 1407 nt
Organism: Etheostoma cragini (Arkansas darter)
Lineage: Eukaryota; Metazoa; Chordata; Actinopteri; Perciformes; Percidae
Gene: grhprb
Product: glyoxylate reductase/hydroxypyruvate reductase b
Exons: 9
Coding region: 101-1180 (359 amino acids)
Cellular component (GO): cytosol
Molecular function (GO): hydroxypyruvate reductase (NADH) activity; glyoxylate reductase (NADPH) activity; NAD binding
Source: RefSeq, a predicted model, not a curated record